Solea senegalensis (Senegalese sole) is the source of this 1924-nucleotide messenger RNA. It is a transcript of the gene lemd1, whose product is annotated as LEM domain containing 1. Gene Ontology annotation, molecular function: DNA binding. NCBI's taxonomy places the organism in Eukaryota, Metazoa, Chordata, Actinopteri, Pleuronectiformes, Soleidae. Bases 302 to 1717 code for a protein of 471 amino acids. The transcript has 11 exons. The record is from RefSeq and is a predicted model, not a curated record.
CGUACCCAGUUUUUUUAUUACUGAAUUUCGCCCUAGAAUAAUAAAGAAAUACUGUGUUAAAGCUCCACCAUUGCCUUGUGAGUUUAAUGACUGGAGCCAUGGUGUGAAGCUCGUGGCUGUCAAUCAAGACAUUGGUUGCAGCUGUUCUCAGUUCAGUCUGUGUUAUUCUCAGACCUCAGGCAGAGCAGCUUCUCUGAGGAGCUCAUACACGCAGGUUUUGUGCUCUUUUUAUUCUCUUGAGUGCUCUGGGUCAACCUAUUUUUUUUUUUUUGUAAUUUCGCCUUGUCCCUGUCCCUGUGACAUGCCGAUGUUUGUUGAGGACCCCGCUAAUUUCUCCAAAUCGAGACUGAAAUCGGACUUAGUUGCCCACAAUGUGAAGCUGCCACCUGCUAAGAGCAAAAAGGAGGUUUAUGUGGAGUUGCACAUGCAACACAUAGAUCAGAAAAAAACUGUGGAGUUUUCAAGCGACGAGGAAGUGGAGGAGGAUGAGGAGGAUGACAUGGAAGGUGAAGAUGGCGAGAAUCCAGGAGAUGCAGAGAUGCCCGACCCAAGUGCUUUGACUGAUGAUGACCUUAAGGCUGCUCUUCUCAAACACGGGGUUAAAGCUGGGCCCAUAGUUGCCUCCACCAGGUUCUUGUAUGAGAAGAAGCUCAGAAAACUGCUUCAGUCCGAUGGUCAUCAUGGCCAACUUAAUGGAGCAAAGAAUGGUAUGAUGUACUCUGACAGUGAAGAAGAAGAAGAAGAAGAAAAUGGGGAAGACAAUGAUGCAGAGUCAAGUGCUGAAGAAGAAAAUAAAGAAACGGUUGAAGAGUCAGACCAGGCUGACGAAGAGAGCAGCCAGGUAAAGUUGUGUACUCAGAAUGGUGGUUUUACUUACCCACAGUGCUUUUUACCCCAAAUGAGACGGCAUAUUCCUACUUCUAAACCCAGUCCCGUGCGGAAUUCAGGGAAUGUGUUAAAAUCAUCAGAGCGGAGUCGGCCUCCCUGCUCUCAGAAUCUUGUAGGAAUUAGCAGAGCUUCUUCUAUAGAUCAGCGCUCAGGAUUAGGAUCAGGGGUUCAAGCUGGAUCACAAUCCGUUGCAGCCAAUGUUUACUCAUCAUCAUCAUCAUCGUCGUCAUCAUCAUCUCAGACAUUCAGCAUAACUGAAAUGCUCAAAGAGAUGGAGGGUCGGAGGUCACUCUCUACAAGUGCAAACAGUGAAAGAGCAUUCAAUGGGGGCAAUGUGCAGCAUCAUUGGUCACAGUCCAACAGGCUGGACAUGCCAUCUGUGGUCAACCGCACCAUGAAGAACCAGAGCCUGUACUACACUCCCAAAGCUUUCCCUCAGGAACGGGAAAUGCAGGAGCCUGUGAAAGACGAUUUCAAGCACCUGUUCCCUGCUGAGAUCACACCUUCUGGAAUCUAUGCCACUCGUCGGAGACCCAUCAAGGGUGCAGCGGGGAGACCCAUCCAAUACAUGUACCCAGACACUCCCGUCAGUCCCAUGACGCUGCAGAGACGAGACGUGGAGCGCCGCCUCGUGCCCGUCCACAUACAGAUUCUGGUCUUUGUCACCGUUACAUGCCUGCUUUACCUCAUUUAUGUUUGUGUUGAGGACAACACAUUUAGUCCAAUUGUGUCCUUGCUAGACAAUCUAAACCCGGGGUCCAAUAGUGGGGAAGCGCUGUUGCAUAAGACUGAGGCGCAGGACACACCAGCACUUUCUGAAUGGGAAUAACUGUGUGUAUUAUUUUAACUGUUUUCGUCUAUUCUAUUGACACGUUAGGUUUUCAGGCAGUUUUACAUUCAUGUUUCUAUGGCUUUAAAAUCUGAUUUUUGCCUGAUUGUGAAUUGUCAGGGUCUUAGUGUCACAGUUUGUCCUUGACGGGUGUCAUUGUAAUUUUUUUUAAUGUUUAAAUCAUAUUUCAAUAAAGUUUGCCUCAUA